UUAAUGGUCAAAAGCCCUGGUAACAUGCCUUGGUGAUAAAAUAAUAAAUACUGGAUUAGCUAAACUGGACUUAGAAGUCUGAGAGAUGUUGAAGAGGAAAAUGAGGCUUCCUUAGAGUUUGUUUUGCAAUAUAUCUGGCUCUCCCCACCCAGCCACCGGAAGGCCCAAGGUUCUGCUUCCACCUGCUUGCUGUCUUGCAGCUCAUGUUGCUGACCUGACGGCUCUGCCUGGGUCUGUUCCCCAAUCCAGGGUGCCGGGAUGGCUGGGCCAGCACCUGUGGAAGAAGGCCGGCCGUUGCCUCAGGUCCUCCUGACCCCUUCGCCUGAACUGCUGGGAAAGGUCCUGAGUGAGCAGUUUGGACCUCUACCUUUCAUGGCUCCCAUCACCCGGAUGAAGAAGAAGCCUUCCGGCCAUUACUUCCCCACGGAGAACCGGGAGCAAGUGCUGGGUCGGAGACGUGCCGCCAACGCUAAAGAGAGAGAGCGGAUAAAGAACUUGAACAGUGGUUUUUCCAAGCUGAAAUCUAUUGUGCCGCUGAUCCCAAAGGACCGGAAGCCUAGUAAGGUUGAUAUGCUGAAAGCAGCCACGGAAUACAUUCGCUUGCUGCGCUUGAUUUUGGAAGAGAACGGAGGAGAUGAGAUGGAAGACUUGACCAGCCAGGCCUGUCCUGAGUCUGCCCCCAUGCCAGGACCUCCACAGAAGCCCUUGUCUGGAAACCUGUCUGAGGAAUCUGGUUGUUACCUCAAGGCUGAAGAUGGUGUGGAGUUGGUCUGGGCCCAUCAGGUGGUGGAAGCUCCAGCACGUUCGUGGGGUGAAACGAUCCUGCCUGCCUACAUGGGGAUUGUAGAGCUUCACAAAAAUGGUUAAAUGACAGUGUCACAAGGAGUUACGGUAGCUACGUCAAAAGGCAUUCUGGCUGUUAUUCUUCCUCUCCCUCUGUUCAUACAGUAUUAAGAAAAAGGAGAGGAGAAGCAGCAGAGAAGGCAGAGAAGAAAGCAACUACCUCUGGGACCUCCAUCAAGAACCAUAAAUAAGGCAGAGCAAAAGGCCAAUGGAAGCCUUAAAGUUUGCUUCUUUCUUAUAUGCAUCUACCCGAAGCUUAACACCAAGAAGUGAGGAGGCAUGGGGUGGCGUGAGUGGGGGAGGUCCAAGGAGAAAACCUUCUUGAUGGUGGCAUCUGGCUCUGGAAUAACCUCCCUGGAGAGUCUUGCUACAUGCCUUCCUUAGGGUCUAUUUCCAAGGCACGGAAGGUCAUUUUCUUUGCUUUAGGAGUCCUGAAAACAUCCUAACAGUCUAGCUGCAUUCCUUGAUUGUAACAACAUUGAAAAAUUAUGCCUAAUUUAUUUUAUCUCUAGCAAAAGAAAAAAAAAUAUUAUGCCUUUUCCCCCCUUGUUUUCAGUUAUUGUACAUUUAAUACUGUGUCUUGUUUUGGCUUUUAACUCUAAGCCAGCUACAGGCUUGGUUGAUGGAUGGCCAACUGCAUUUAAUUAUAGUAAUAUCUGUGAUCAAAUUGUUUUGCAGAAGCCCUGCUUUGAAUGGAAGCAGGAUCUUCAACGUUGAGCACUACAUGUCUGAUGGGACGCUUUGUUUCUUUAUACCUUUCACUUUUAUUUGAAAGUUAGUAAAGUUACCUUGUUAAGCAUU
This is a messenger RNA of Pogona vitticeps (central bearded dragon), 1644 nucleotides long. RefSeq names its product folliculogenesis specific bHLH transcription factor (gene FIGLA). Gene Ontology annotation, molecular function: RNA polymerase II transcription regulatory region sequence-specific DNA binding; protein dimerization activity; DNA-binding transcription factor activity, RNA polymerase II-specific. The record is from RefSeq and is a predicted model, not a curated record. NCBI's taxonomy places the organism in Eukaryota, Metazoa, Chordata, Lepidosauria, Squamata, Agamidae. Gene Ontology annotation, biological process: regulation of transcription by RNA polymerase II; developmental process.